This is a messenger RNA of Boleophthalmus pectinirostris (great blue-spotted mudskipper), 2065 nucleotides long. RefSeq names its product eukaryotic translation initiation factor 4 gamma 1. The transcript is spliced from 7 exons. Gene Ontology annotation, molecular function: translation initiation factor activity; guanyl-nucleotide exchange factor activity; translation initiation factor binding. NCBI's taxonomy places the organism in Eukaryota, Metazoa, Chordata, Actinopteri, Gobiiformes, Gobiidae. The coding region runs from base 61 to 876 and encodes 271 amino acids. The record is from RefSeq and is a predicted model, not a curated record. Gene Ontology annotation, cellular component: eukaryotic translation initiation factor 2B complex.
UCCCUACUUAUUGUCUUUGUUGCAUGCAGGCUUCAGGAGAUCCUGGAGGUGGCUGAGGACAUGGCCAUAGACAUCCCUCACAUCUGGCUGUACCUGGCGGAGCUCAUCACCCCCAUGCUCCACGAAGGAGGCAUCCCCAUGGGAGAGCUGUUCAGGGAAGUGGCCAAACCUCUGAUUCCUCUGGAGAAAGCUGGAGUCUUACUGGUCCAGAUCCUCACUUUACUCUGCAAAGGAAUGAGCCAUAAAAAGGCUGGCGCGAUGUGGAGAGAAGCCGGUCUCAAAUGGAAAGACUAUCUACCUGAAGAUGAAGAUGUCAACAAGUUUGUGACAGAAAAGAAUGUAGAGUUCACUCUGGGAGAAGAGUCUGAGAAGAGUAAAAAGUGUGAGAUGAGUUCGUCUGAGCUGACACAGCAUCUGGAGCGACUGAUCCAGGACCAAGCCGACAACCAGAGGAUCUUUGACUGGAUUGAGGCCAACCUGGACGAGAAGCAGACCUCUUCUAACCUGUUCGUGAGAGCACUGAUGACCUGCAUCUGUCAAUCAGCCAUCAUCUGUGAGAACCCGUACAAAGUGAACGCAGACGUGAUCAAACAGAGGUCGAAGCUGCUGCUGAAGUUUCUGAAGGACGAGCAGAAGGAGCUCCAGGCCCUGUACGCGCUGCAGGCCCUCAUGGUGCAGAUGGAGCAGCCCGCAAAUCUGCUCCGCAUGUUCUUUGACACUUUGUACGACGAGGACGUGAUCAAAGAGGAGGCCUUUUACAAGUGGGAGUCCAGCAAAGACCCCUCAGAGCAGCUGGGGAAGGGCGUCGCGCUCAAGUCCGUCACCGCCUUCUUCACCUGGCUACGAGAGGCCGAGGACGAAUCGGACAACAGCUAAGUCCCGCCCCCCCAACCAGAGAGGACUGUGGGUAACGAUUCAGAGGAGGGUCUGAAUCGGCAAAAAUCCUUCUGCUUAAACAGAAAAAAGAGAGAAAAAAAUUCUUCAACUGGGAGAGAUUGUAUUAUGGAUCGCACGUUCGAUCAUGUUAUUUCCGUUUUUUUUUUUCUUUUACUUUGCAUUUUCUUGUCCUCUGUGCAACCAAAUGUCUUUUUUUGAGAUCUAAAAACAGGAUUUAUUAGAGCGUAGAUGCGAGAAUGCUGAAAAGCGUCACGCGCCGUCGGAGAAGAUGCCAUUUUUUUUUGUUUUGUUACAAUUCAAAAUGGCUCCUCUUCAUCGCGGCAACACUAUCAAGACACUUUGCUUAUGAGAGAUAUAGACUUGAAAAGCUGUUUCUUCUAUAUUUUUGAUGACUUCCUCCUUGUAUCAUGUGGACAGGACUCUUCUAUGGUCUAUGGUCUACACAACGCGCUGAUGUAGUUCCUGCUCCUGCUUUCUCUGGUGUUGGAUGAGUGGAGUGUGUGUUUUUUAAUAAAACAAAAAACUACAAAGAUAAGUGAAUGCGAAAUAGAGUUGUCGAACCACAUUUCGGACUCGUAACGGUUGUGGUCUCCUGAGGAUUUCACUAAAGACUUCAUUUGGGGCGAUGUUGAACUUUCAUGACCAUUUUGCUGCUGGAGGGCGCCCCCUCCCUGUCGCCUCAUGUACUACACUCAAACCAUCCCACACUGCAUCCCGUUUACCCCCCUGUGCUCAAAAACUGAUCCUGUAUGGACCUGGACAGCUGCCCUACCUGCAAAACCUGAUGGUGGAUUGUUUUUAAAAAGAUGUGACCUAUAAAAUAUAUAAUUAUCAAAAAAGAGAAACUACAGUACGAAUCCUAAGGCCUUUUCUGCUUCCAAUGAGUGGAGAUGCAUUCAAGGAGCGUCUGUAAAUAUGCGAUUGUUUUUUUCAAAUGCUCAUGUUAUGUGCCCCUCGAAAUGCUUUGUAUUUAUGUCCUCUCUGCGCAGAAGGUGCUUCUAACCCAACCCAAGUCAUUGAUUACACAGUUUAAAAGAAAAUGACAAAUCUGUAAAUACUUUUUUGCUUUACUUUAUUAAAAAAGAUAUUUAAUUAAAGAAAUUAAUGCCUCUUUUCACAUCCGAAACUGGAAGAGAUAAAUAAAUAAACAUUGUUGCAAAUAAAUAAA